Messenger RNA from Labrus bergylta (ballan wrasse), 1655 nucleotides. It is a transcript of the gene mettl4, whose product is annotated as methyltransferase 4, N6-adenosine. Gene Ontology annotation, molecular function: site-specific DNA-methyltransferase (adenine-specific) activity; nucleic acid binding; RNA methyltransferase activity. NCBI's taxonomy places the organism in Eukaryota, Metazoa, Chordata, Actinopteri, Labriformes, Labridae. Gene Ontology annotation, cellular component: cytosol; nucleus. The record is from RefSeq and is a predicted model, not a curated record.
CCCGUUUAAAUCAUCCGGUUUGCAUGAUGUCGGUGCUGGUUAAAAACAAGCAUGGCUGGUUUUUGGAUGCGAGUUCACUCGUGGAUCAGUGGUAUUCACGCUGUGUUCGUUUUAAGGACACGCAGAAGUCCCGUGUCAAGUGCAGUUUUAAAAGACAGUGUUUCCAGAUCUUAAAAAGCCAUUACAGUGUGAAAGCAGAGGCUGCUGUUGAUGGAGGUAAAUCGGAAGUGUUGGAGGAAACAGACAAAACAUCGAAGAAAAGGAAACGCAAACACAGUGAGCUCAACCACGGAGAGGUUGAUUUACAGGCCUCUCAUGAUAAGGUCAGGUCUGUGAUCCUGGAGGGAACUAAGUCCUUGGUGGAUUCUGCCCGAUCCCUCGAACAUCUAAACAGAGCGACCGGCCUGGUGAAGGAGCCUCUUCCUUCCCAUGAGUGCAGGCUUGUUGCUCUUUGUGAAAUGGCUAAAGAGCUCCCCCUAGUGGACGAGGAUGAGCAGGAGGAGUGCGUUCAGUCACUCGUGGCCGAAGACGGCCGCUCGUCACAUGUGGAUUUGUUCUCCCGGGUUACAGAGAACAGGGAUGACAGUGCGAGUGUAGUUACACUUCUGGGAGAGGAAUAUGUUAUCCCAUCACACACAGCCUUCCUGCUUUCUGAUUUCACAAGAAUACAACCUCUAGUUCACUAUGGGAGCAGGUUUGACCUGAUAGUUAUUGAUCCACCGUGGGAAAACAAGUCUGUGAAGAGGAGUCGGCGAUACAGUUCUCUGCCCUGCACCCAGCUGAAACGUCUCCCUAUACCCCUGCUGGCAUCACCCAACUGUUUAGUCGUCACCUGGGUCACAAACCGGCCCAGCCACCUGCGGUUUGUGCGCGAUGAGCUGUAUCCACACUGGGGGGUAGAAGUUGUUGCCGAAUGGUUCUGGGUCAAGGUCACCACAUCUGGACAGUUUGUGUUUCCACUGGAUUCACAUCAUAAGAAGCCGUAUGAAGUGCUGGUGCUGGGACGAUAUUCUUCUUCUGCAGAUAACUCUGCAAGUCCAUCAGAGACGUCAGUGGUUCCUGUGGAGGAUCAGCGUUUGAUUGUCAGCGUGCCUUCAGCGCUGCACUCCCAGAAGCCUUCACUUUCAGAGGUGUUGAAGCCCUACAUUGGAUCUGAAGCCAAACGCUUGGAGCUGUUUGCCCGAAAUCUUCAGCCUGGAUGGACAAGCUGGGGGAACGAAGUGCUCAAAUUUCAGCACACGAGCUAUUUCACUUUGUCACCUACCGAUGAGCCAGCGGGGUUUCAUCAAGACGAGACCCCGGACAACUUCACAACUUCUUCCUGUCACUGACAAAGAAUGUGAAGUAAUGAUGCACUGAGAAACCUUGUCAGUAUUUUGGAGCAUUUUUUAAAAUAAAGAUUCAGUACCAAAAUAUUUCUUUACCAGGUCUGUUUGAUCUGUUCUUCUCAUGUUUGCAGGACCUUUGAUUUCUUUUUUUAGGUCUGGGUGCAUGUUUCAGAUACUGAAUCACAGGUCUGUUGAUGCACUACUUGGAGAGAUGAAAGUGCAUUUCUAUGCAGCUAUGUUUUUCAAAUCUCCCGCAGUAGUCAGACAAACAACACUCAAGGUUUUUGUGAGUGAUCUUUGGCACAAUAUGUCUUAAGGAGAAUCAAA